AUUAAAUAAUGGCUUCAACAAAAGCUCUACUGUUCGCCUUCUUUUUCUUCUUCUUUUUGACUGGCCAACAGGAAGCUUUUGCUGCGAAAAAGUCAUAUGUAGUCUACUUGGGAGGUCAUUCUCAUGGUCCGGAAAUAAGUUUGAAUGAUCUUGAUCGGGUCACAAAUUCUCAUCAUGACUUGUUGGUUUCGAUCCUGGGAAGCAAAGAGAAUGCGAAAGAAGCCAUAAUUUAUUCAUACAAGAGACAUAUAAAUGGUUUUGCUGCCAUUCUCGAAGAGGAAGAUGCAGAGAAGAUUGCAAGGCAUCCGGCGGUGAUAUCAGUGUUCGAAAAUAAAGGGAAAAGUUUGCAUACAACUCGUUCAUGGACGUUUAUGAUGCUUGAGGAUGCCAAUGGGGAAGUUUCUGAUGACUCACUUUGGACCCGAGCCAAUUUUGGAAGAGACGUCAUCAUUGCUAACCUCGACACUGCAAAAAGUUUCAACGACCAUGGAUUCGGUCCAAUUCCAUCAAAAUGGAAAGGCAUUUGUCAGAAUUCCAGCAUAAUCCAAUGCAACAAGAAACUGAUUGGAGCAAGGUACUACAAUAAAGCAUAUCUAGAACUAGAAUCCAACGCCACCGUCACCCUGAGCCCUGAUAGGUUCUCCGCCCGGGACUACGAGGGGCACGGGACCCACACCCUCUCCACCGCCGCCGGCAACUUUGUGACCAAUGCCACCAUCUUGGGUACCCCUCUCGGCACCACCAAAGGCGGGUCUCCGGCUGCCAGGGUGGCUGCUUACAAAAUUUGCUGGCCAUCGAAAGUCGGGGGAUGCUACGAAGGCGAUAUCUUAGCGGCGUUUGACCAGGCCAUUCACGACGGCGUCGACGUGAUUUCCUUGUCGGUUGGCGGCACUGCAAAUGAUUACCUCUAUGACGGACUUGCCAUUGGUGCUUUCCAUGCUAUCCAGAACAACGCGGUGGUUGUCGCGUCGGGCGGGAAUUCCGGGCCAGAUCCAUGGACUGUGUCUAACGUGGCUCCUUGGUUUAUCACCGUUGCCGCGAGCACCAUUGAUCGCACGUUUCAAUCCAACGUCCAUCUUCAAAAUGGAAUCAUCCUCAAGGGAGAGAGUUUUUCUACCACAAAGACAGAGAAGAAAUUCUACCCUUUGAUUUACGCUGCAAAUGCCGGAAAUGCUAAUUCCUCCGUCAAAGAUGCAGAACUAUGUUCUCCCGGCAGUCUUGACCCGGAGAAAGUUAAAGGAAAGAUAAUUGUAUGCUUGAGAGGUGAGUCAGCCAGAGUGGCGAAAGGAGUCGUAGCUGCUCAGGCCGGCGCCGUUGGGAUGAUUCUAUGUAACAAUGCCGCCGCCGGGAACGGUAUUAAUGCCGAUCCCCAUUUCCUACCGGCCACACACAUCACUUACCAUGAUAGUCUUCCCCUCCUUUCCUACAUCAACUCCACCAAGGAACCAAAGGCUUAUAUACAACCUCCUGAAAUACUAUUCGACAAUAAGCCGGCUCCACAGCUAGCUGAUUUCUCUUCUAGAGGUCCUAAUCCAAUUAAUCCUGAGAUUAUCAAGGUCGAACUCGUGACAACAUGA
This is a messenger RNA of Oldenlandia corymbosa var. corymbosa, 1577 nucleotides long. The record is from the annotation of a GenBank genome assembly. NCBI's taxonomy places the organism in Eukaryota, Viridiplantae, Streptophyta, Magnoliopsida, Gentianales, Rubiaceae.